Bemisia tabaci is the source of this 4489-nucleotide messenger RNA. It is a transcript of the gene Rfk, whose product is annotated as Riboflavin kinase. Gene Ontology annotation, cellular component: mitochondrion. NCBI's taxonomy places the organism in Eukaryota, Metazoa, Arthropoda, Insecta, Hemiptera, Aleyrodidae. Gene Ontology annotation, molecular function: riboflavin kinase activity. Gene Ontology annotation, biological process: riboflavin biosynthetic process; FMN biosynthetic process. The record is from RefSeq and is a predicted model, not a curated record.
CAUCAACUAUAACCUAAAACUAAAACAUACCUUGAAGCUCUAGAUAGAUAACACAGCAUUCGAAUGUGAAUGUGGCAUUGAAAUUGCGACAUCGAAGGAAGUACUAAAUUUUUUACAGUUAUCGGUGCUUGUUUUUACAAUUAUUUAUCAGUUUCGUUACAAAGCAGUGUAGUGAGUUUCUUUGUCUUUGCCGGGCGUUUUCUCUUCCUUUACAUAAUCAUAAUUGAGGAAGUCCAAGCCUCAAGUCAAUCACCUGAAAUUCCUUAUCAGCACGGAUUGGAAAGUAGCAGUAGAUCAUAGGGUGUCAUGAUUUGUAAAAAUCUCCCUUAUUAUACCAGAGGAAAAGUUGUGAAAGGUUUUGGAAGAGGAUCAAAGCAACUUGGUGUUCCCACUGCAAAUUUUCCUCAAGAAGUGGUCAAUCAGCUCCCCGAGGAAUUGAAAACGGGUAUCUAUUAUGGAUGGGCACAAGUUGACUCUUCGCCUGUAUUCAAGAUGGUCCUCAGUGUUGGAUGGAAUCCAUUCUACAAAAACACUCACAAGUCUAUGGAAACUCACAUCUUGCAUACAUUUGAAAAUGAUUUUUAUGGAUCAGAGUUGAAAAUCAUAAUGGUAGGGUACAUUAGGCCCGAGAAGGAUUUCACCUCUUUAGAUGAAUUGAUCGAAACCAUCAAAGAAGACAUUAGAACUGCUGAUAAUGUUCUUGAAAGCAAUGCGUCAUUAAAACUGUACAAAGAUGAUCCAUUUUUUCUGGAAGAAGAAAGCUUGAACAGAUGAUUUCAUUCCAUGACCCGGCGUCCCCUCCACACAGCAUACGGUUUUGGUAUCCUGUAUGACCUGAAAAAACUGUGAUGGAGAACAUCAGUCCAUCUAGUUACUGUUAAGCUAGUCCUUGGAAUAGAAGGCGCAUACACCUAUAGUUACAAAUUAUCUAAACCUCGCUGUCAGUGCAGCAUUUUUGAAGCAGCUGAUAUUAGACUAUCUAUUUAUUUAUUUAUUUAUUUACUUCUUUUUUUUUAAAAUGGGAAUAAUAAGUUACUAAUGGGUAAUCUGCAAUGCAAUGGUAAUCACAACAGUCAAAGUUAAAGUUAGUAGAAUUUGUGUAUUUUUUUUCUCUUGCAUUUAUGUGCAUCAUAAGAGUAACCAAAUGUUUGGUUCCUCACUUUUUGCCGUAUAUUUCCUCUUUUUCUGUUACAUCUCUGAUAACAUGGUUCUGUGAAGAAUUAUCAUCAUUAUAGUAGAACUUGUCAAUGAUUUGGUUAUUUUAUCUCAUAGAAAAAACUUUUUAACUAACUUGUGUCAAUUCCUUGUUAGGAGGGUAUUUUUAAUUAGAAGAUGAAAUUGAAAGGUAACCAUCUGACGAACGCGUAAUUUCUUGACACUGGCUAAACAAUUUAGGAAAGCAACUGUAGAGUGGUCUUAGAAAAAUAUUUUUUUGGCAUCAUAAUAAAAAUUUUCAAUGUCAAUUUAAAGAUUUAUGUUAGAACUCCAAUUUAAUCCUCCAAUAAAGGAUCUUAAAAUGCAAUGGUGAAGAGGGGGAAAAAUUGAAUGGCUGUCUGUUUCAUUUAAAAUUUUUUUCUGAGAGUAAGAUAGUUUCCUUGGAGCAAAAUUUAAAGGCUUCACUGAAUGUAUUCUUUGGUCUACUCCUCUGAGCUCAGAGAAGUCUCUAAAUGUUUUCCCGAGGAAAUUCACAUAGAAAAAAAAAUUAAAUGAAUUAUACAUUUAUUCAACCCCCCCCCUCUUUUUCUGUGCAAUUUGUAAUCUCUCAGUGAAGGAUUAAAUUUGAGUUGUAACACAAAUAGUUUUUGCUUUCAAAUUUUCUGGCUCUAUCCGCCGUACAAAGGUAUACUAAAGAAAUGACAAAUUAUCUUGACGUUUACCCCUAAAUUAAUCAGCCUCGGCUUAAAAGAAAGAAAAGAGAACGAACUUAUUUGGAGUCCCACAUUUCAAAUGUAAAAGAUCUUUAAUCUUAACUGUUCCUUUAUUUCUGAAUCUCGGAAUGUAUACAUAAGAAAUCUAUAAACAACAUAUUUAAGAGUCACUCUUACCUAGUAUUUUUUUGUGACUUGAAAUUCCUUUUGAAGUUUUUACCUCCCAGUAGGAAAAUAUAAGAGAAAUUGUCUAGUAAUUAAAGGAAGGGUUUAGUAUUUACAAUAAGUUAGUCAGUUUUUUAUACAUUUUUGACCUUAAUUUUAACUAUCACAUUUCCUCUAUUCUUCUAGGGAUUAGUACUUCCUUAUAAACUUGCAAUUUCAUGUCCUAUACAUCGAACCAAAUGAAUCAAAUGUGCAAGGUAAACUUUCAAAUUUCUUGACUAUUUCUCUUGGAUAAAUGAUGAUUAUUGCUCUUCAUAUUUUGUUUGUUAUAUCUUUGAUCUUCUUUGUUAAUUUAUUAAUUAAAAAAAAUUAUUCUCAUAUGAUGGUUGUGAAAUCCUGUUAGCUUUUUGUGUCUUAUCCAUUCUAUGUUUUCAGCCAUACAUUGUUUCAAAAGCUUUGCCAGAAACAAGUUUAUCUGUUUCUAUUGCGGUAACAAUUGACCAAUGUCACAAAUUUUGAAUCAAGUACUUAAAAUAUCAGUAAUCAAUCAUUCUUUUUCAGUUUUUUGCUAUUCAAAAUUGACAUGUAAUGACUGAGACACUGUGGAAGCUUUCUAUUAGUACCAAGGCACAUUUUUGUGUAGUAAAUUUUUAAUUUGCCAUUUGUUAAACAUUUCUUGUACUUUCUCAUAAGUUUUACAAAUUAUGGUAUGGAAAAUUUUAAUCUCGCAUUCUAGCAAAUGUUAUUGAUAAAUAUUGGUCACAUCCAUAGAAAAUCCUUACAGCUAAUUUUUAGCUGUCUAGUUCCUGUCUUGAGUUAGAACUAAAGUUUUUAAUCUAUCAGUAAGUCUUGUAUGUCACUUUUUUAGGCUCUACCUUUUGUCCAGAUCAAUUUAUCGAUUUUUUGUUAUUGUUAUCUUGAGGACGAAUGUUGUCAUUUGUGAGGAAGUAUAUCUUGCAUUAUAUUUCCCCACUUAUUUUGUUAAAUUUUUUGGGGUUUUAAAAAAAUCCAGAAAUCAUCAAAUGAUUAUACUGUUGAUUUAUAAGUAAGGAUUCACGGAAAAUGGCGCUUGAAAAUUAAGAAAAGUUAUUAGUCGAUAAUUUUAAAUGCUAUAUAAUUGUGUGUACAAAUCUAUAUCCUAUUUUUGUGAAAAUUAAAAAAAAAAAAAAAAAAAAAAAUCAAAACUAGCCUUCAGAAGGGGAAAAAGGUAAAGGAAAAGCUGCACUUCAUAAGGAACAGCGAGUCAAAAGUUGAAAGUUUCAAUGCAUGAAGGCAGAAAGUGACAUUCUUGAUACAUCGCAGUAUUGUUUAUUUGUUGUAAUUCUUUUGGAAAGCCACCUAAAAUCAAAACCAAAAUUUCGUCUUCAAUGUGAAAGAUCAUUGUUUGUGUCUGUCAUGAGGCUCCUUGUACUUUUUAGCUGUAAACAAUUUGCCUUCAGAAUCGCAAACGAUUCACUUCACUCAUAAUGCUUAUUUUCUCCUCCCUUGAAUUAGCUCAGUACAAAGUAACAGAUCAAAAGCAGGUUCCAAUUUCAAUUCUAAUUAAGGUGCCUAAAAUUAUGGCAUGAAAAAUUCUAGGUUUGAUACAUUCAUGAAAUGUCAUUUUUGUGUCAAAAUCAAUUCAAAUCAGUGAUUGAAAUAUGCAUUCGUGAUUUUUGUCAUACUGGUCCCUUCACUGAUUGUACCUUUUUUUAUAGCUCCUUUGCUAAAAAGUUAAAAGGGAAGCACUUAAGAUAACCAUAAAAUUAUGUGACAGCUAAUUUUAAACAAUCAUUACGUUUGGAUCGUACUUUUUUACCCAAUUAUUUUAGAUCUUCAUCUCAACUCCAAAUUUUAAUUUUCUUUGAACUUUUGCAGCCACCUUUCUUCCAUUCCGUAGCAUGAAUUUUAAAUUGAGAUGUCUCCUCCUGCAUUGAUUUGAAUUCGCUCUAAAUGAUGGCCUCAUAAAUCUGUUAUACUUACAACCCAGUUGAUUUUUGACCCCUAAAAUAAAAAAAUGUUUUAAUUCACGCUCUCCAUGCUUUUGAGAAAAGUAAACAAAUUAAACAGGGAAACAUUCCGUAAAAUGAACUACUGGGUUGGUUUCAUUUGCACUAUCCUUUUUCUUCUUUUGCUUCCUGUCAAACUGAAAAGAAAAUAAUCUUUCCCCCGCUUUCAUUUGUUUCUCUCUCUAUUUUGUUUUCUUUUUGCAGUCCUCUGAAAUGCUGCUCAACCAUAAUGAUUUUCUCUACAUGAUUUUACAAAUGUGAAAAAUGUAAAGUAUGCUAGGAAAUAACAGCAAACUGUCCCUCUUUUCAUUUUUACUUGUUUCCUUAAGAAAUUAGGUCUUGAAGAAAGUCCUCGUUUUAUUUCCAUGGAAUCUUGUAACAGUUUUCAGUAUUGGUACAGUUGUUACCUUUUGGGAUGUAGAAUCUCGUUGUACUUAAUUAUAAUAAAUACUUAUUCUGUUUCAUGUA